Molecule: messenger RNA, 2687 nt
Organism: Drosophila persimilis
Lineage: Eukaryota; Metazoa; Arthropoda; Insecta; Diptera; Drosophilidae
Product: condensin complex subunit 2
Exons: 4
Coding region: 136-2352 (738 amino acids)
Biological process (GO): mitotic chromosome condensation
Cellular component (GO): condensin complex
Molecular function (GO): chromatin binding
Source: RefSeq, a predicted model, not a curated record
CAAACGAAAUACACAAAACGAAAUUGGCGGACAACAGCAUUUGGCGUCCCCUUGUGAUUACGCACACCCAGGCAUUGGUAUUUUCGUUAAUUUUGCGCGUAAAAUCAUCGACCAGCAAAGAGGCAUCGAGCAAUCAUGACGUUGCCUCGCUCGGAGACGCCACUGCGUCGAUCUGCAGUGGGCAGCUACCGGGAGAGCAUGGCCCGGGACAUAACAGUGAUCAAUGACGACGAGGCCGAGCGGCGGGAAGCACGCCGGCGAACGCUGCUGGUUCAGCAGGACACGCGCAAGAGUUCAGCUCUCGAGUCCAUCGAGGAGAACGAGACGAUACGCUCCUGCGUGGAUCUGUACAACUGCAAUAAGCUCAGCAAAGACAAUGCCUGGCAUAUGUCGCUGAUUGAUUCGCUGGCCACUCUAAUGGAUCGCCAUCACAAAAAGCUAAGCAACUUCAAGAUGGCUGGCUCUUCGCUGGAGGCCUCGUCCAAGGUCUACGGCCUGCGUGUAGACUCAAUAUACAUCGAUGCAAUGCGUAUAUCGGCGGGCUUGAGUGCUCGCACAUUGACGGACAAACAGAUAAACGAUGCCGACGCGGAUGAUGAGGGCUUACCUGAAGGACCUCCAGGUGAUGGCGAAGGUGGCGAUGCGGCUCCCAGUCAACAGCAGCAGGCGGCACCUAAGCCCAAGCGCCAGAAAAGGAAUUUAUCAACGGUGACAAAGAACAAGGAAACGUUGAAUGCCCGUUUGGACAUGGUGCCCAUGCAGGAUGCGGUUUUUGGGAAACUCAAUUCGACGGUGGGUUCCAUCAAUGCCUCCAAUCGCCUGAUGCACAACAUUCUGCCCAGCGUAGACUCUGAGAUGCGGCUACGCACGACCCACAAAUUCUGGGAUUCGACGGAGGAGACGGAUGAGCUCAUGGACAGCGAAACGCUGAGUGCUGGCACCAAGGAGUGGGCCAAUGAAGAGUUGUGCAAUGCGGAAUGGCUGCCUAAGCUGUACAACCAUAUGGACAAACUAAAUCUGCGGCCACUCCACACGGGCUACGUGAUAACCAGUGCCCCCAAUCCCAAGCCUCAGACGGGAUCUAUUUCAGAGGCGGCCCCCACAUAUGAUGACGAUGAUGAGGGGCUGGACAAUGCGGACGACUUCGGUGUGAAUCCCACAGAUAUAUCCGUGGCCUUUGAUAUGAACGCUGAGUGUGAGCCCAUGCCGGAUAUGGAAGCAGGUCCUCCCAUUAUCCUAGAAAUACAAUCCAAUGAUUUGCAAGAACUCACCGCCGAGGAGCAGACGGUCGUCAACAAUUGCCGCCGUUUGAGGAAAACGGCCGAAUUUAUUGACGACCUAAGGCCAGUGGAUGGUGUCACUAGGCUGGACUACUCCUACAGACCCAUGGAGCAGAUCUCACAGUUUUGGGCGGGUCCAGCGCAUUGGAAAUUCAGGCGCACUCGUCCGCGCACCACUCUGGCCCAGUCGAAUGGUCCUAUGGAUGCUGUGACUGCUGCCAAACCAAAGAAAACGGCGGCAGCGGCCGCCAAGCGACGCAUGAAGGAGGUGCAAUAUGGAAAAUUCAAAGAGGAGUUCUUUCAGCCCCUCGAUGCCAAUAUAAAGCAGCGAAAGGUCAACUAUCAAAAGAAAUGGGAUGCCCGAAAGCUGGUGCUGCCCACGAAAUUCAACUUUGAAGCGGAUUACUUUUUCAAAUACGAUUCGGCGCCGAGUAUAAAAGUUAGCCAGAGAUUUGGUGAAGCCGACCUGGAUGAGGGUAUGGGCAACGAUAUGGAUAUGGAUGGGGGCUCACACCACGGCGAUGCCGACAUAGAGCUCUUUGACAACGAACAUUUCACCACAGAUGAUCCUGUCAUGAACCGAAUGUCGGGAGCGGGCAUUGAAGAUCCCAUGGACAUGAUGAAUGUGGAUUUAUGUGAGGGUAUGCCCAGCCAGAGCCAAAGCAUGCAUGUGGGUCAGGAUACAAUCGUGGAGAUAGCCACCGAAUAUGAGGGUGCACCGAAGCAGGUCACCAAAGUGAUUGUGCCAUUCGCGAGGCGCGCCAAGGUGAUCGACAUGAAGAAUCUCAAGAAAAACUGCAAUUCUCUGAUCCAGAAACAACUCCUCAGUCCUGUCGACGAGGCAUCGAUACCCUCCCACCCAGUGCCAAAGGAAGAAAGCUACGCGAAGGGUACCGCCAGCUUCCAGGAGCUCUACCGAACGUUGCCUGAUAUGUUGAAUGCCAAAAUGAAAGAUUCUCUGUCCCCAUCGGUGGCCCUCUACGCGGUUCUCCAUUUGGCCAACGACAUGAAGCUGCGACUCAUUCCACAAGAGAAUCUAGAGGAUUUUCAAAUCCGGCAAGUUCUGGAUUAGCAUUUAAUGACGAAGUUUUUAAUUGUGCCCCCAAUUAAUGUGUUUCCUUAAACUGACGAAUCGUAUAGUAAAUGACGUACCCUCUAGCAUUGUAUCAGUAUUUCCCAUUACCCCCCUCCCAAAAUGAAAGUCAAUCUUACCUCAAUUUUAAGCACAUUUUCAUUCAACAAACGAAACGAAACGAAGCAGGGCUCAUCUCCAAUGUGUUCUCGGAUGAUUUUUUAGUUCUAUCAGUCAAGCGGUACCCCGUGUUAAGUUCUAAGAUUUAUAACAAUAGAAAUGUGUGUGUUACCAUAUAAACAAUAAAAUAUUUUUGAUAUGUGGGUACAAACCUU